AUGCCUAUGAGCAAGAAUAAGCUGAUUUUAUUACUUGGAAUGAUCUGUUUGGAACAAGGUAAAUCUGCAACUCGUUCUCUUUCUGAAGCUCCCACUUGUGGGCAGAGUCGGGUGAAGGCACGGCCUUGGAAUGACAUUUUUAGUCGCAUUGUUGGGGGAAACCAAGUGGAAAAGGGCUCUUACCCAUGGCAAGUGUCUCUGAAACGAAGGCAGAAGCAUAUCUGUGGUGGGACAAUCAUCUCUCCACAGUGGGUGAUUACAGCUGCUCACUGCGUUGCAAACAGAAAUAUUGCAUCAACUUUGAAUGUUACGGCUGGAAAACAUGACUUGAGCCAUGUGGAGCCAGGAGAGCAAGCCCUCCCCAUUGAAAGCAUCAUCGUACAUCCAUAUUUCUCCACAAAGAAACCAAUGGACUAUGAUAUUGCUCUUUUGAAGAUGGCUGGCACCUUCCAUUUUGGCCAGUUUGUGGGGCCCAUGUGUCUUCCAGAGCCAGGGGAACGAUUUAAGGCUGGAUUGAUUUGUACAACUGUAGGCUGGGGCCGCCUGACUGAAAAUGGCAUCCUCCCACAAGUCUUGCAGGAAGUGAGUCUGCCCAUUUUGACCCAGGAGGAGUGUGUGGCAGCUAUGCUAAGUCUGAAGAAACCCAUCAGUGGGCGGACCUUCCUGUGCACAGGCUUCCCAGACGGAGGGCGAGAUGCGUGUCAGGGAGAUUCAGGAGGUUCCCUCAUGUGCCGGAAUAAGAAAGGGGGUUGGACUCUCGCCGGUGUGACUUCCUGGGGUUUGGGCUGUGGUCGAGGCUGGAGAAACAAUGUGCAGAAAGAUGAUCAAGGAUCCCCUGGGAUAUUCACAGAUCUUAGCAAAAUGCUUCCCUGGAUCCACAAACACAUCCACAUUGGGAAGCGGAGAAAGAGCUCAAAAGCCUCAUGCAGUGAGGAGGACUAUGUGGCCAGCGAGUCUGAGGGGCAGCUGCACUUCCCAGAAAGCCCCGACCUAUAUUAUGACAGCAAGCAACUGUGUGUCUGGACCCUGUUGGUACCAGAGGAAAUGCAUGUGUCACUCAGUUUUUCCCAGUUGGAUGCAGAGUCUUGUCACCACAAUUCCCUGUCCAUGUAUUCUUUAGAAGACAGACUAAUUGGGAGAUUCUGUGGAGAAAGCCUUGCUUCAUCGGUUCUUGUUGGCGCCAACGCUUUAAAGCUGAAGUUCACCUCUGAUGCCACAGAUUAUGCCGCUGGGUUUAAUCUCACCUAUAAAGCUCUUAAGCCAAACUACCUUCCCGAUUCAGGCUGCAGUUCCUUAACUGUCCUUUUUGAAGAAGGCCUCAUACAGAGUCGUCACUAUCCUGAAAGCUACAGUGACAUGGCCGACUGUAACUGGGUUUUCCAAGCCCCCGAGCAUUACCUAAUUAAGCUUUCCUUUCAGAAUCUGGAAAUAGAAGAAAGUGGAGACUGCACUUCCGACUAUGUGACAGUGCACAGGGAUGCAGAAAGGAAGAAGGAAAUAGCUCGGCUGUGUGGCUUUGGCGCCCCUGCCCCAGUACUGAGCUCCUCCGGUAUAAUGCUCAUCAGCUUUCAGUCGGAUGAAAAUGUGACCUUCAGAGGCUUUCAGGCUACAGUCUCCUUCAUUCAUGAAAAAGCAACUGUAUUAUGCUUACACCCAGAUUUAAACAUCUCCAGGCCAGAGGAUGAGUCAGUGUUUCUGGAUACAUGGAAUGUCCUACCUGAUGAACUCAACGCUUCUGAUUGUCUUUAG
Molecule: messenger RNA, 1749 nt
Organism: Hipposideros armiger (great roundleaf bat)
Lineage: Eukaryota; Metazoa; Chordata; Mammalia; Chiroptera; Hipposideridae
Gene: OVCH2
Product: ovochymase 2
Exons: 16
Coding region: 1-1749 (582 amino acids)
Biological process (GO): proteolysis; acrosome reaction
Molecular function (GO): serine-type endopeptidase activity
Source: RefSeq, a predicted model, not a curated record